UUUUAUCUUUCCAGAACGUCCUUCACCACAAAUGUUCCCUGCAUGUCCCAAUCCAGACCUGCCUCGUGCAGUCUUUCUCGCACCCUCUACACAGCCACUGCAGCAAGUGAGCCUCGAUCCAAGAAUCUUGAGCGCAUUACUGACAACCUCUUGGACCUCACAAAGAUUGAGAGGCAUGACUACUCCAUCCUCUUCAAACUUAAAAUGGGCCUCAACAGAUAUGGUCCAGCUGUCUCAGGAAUAGGCCCUUCAUCUUCCGAAUCUGGGUCUGCCUCCACAGGCUCCAAGGUGGUGGUGAAGACCGCAUUUGAUAUAAAGCUUGAGAAGUUUGACGGAGCGGCAAAGAUCAAAAUCAUAAAGGAGGUUAGGACUUUCAUUGAUUUGGGACUAAAGGACGCUAAAGACUUGGUGGAAAAGGCUCCAGUUUUGCUAAAGAUGGGUGUCACCAGAGAGGAGGCAGGCCUCAUUGUUGACAGGCUGAAGGAGUUGGGUGCUACUGUGGUAUUGGAAUGA
Molecule: messenger RNA, 513 nt
Organism: Rosa chinensis
Lineage: Eukaryota; Viridiplantae; Streptophyta; Magnoliopsida; Rosales; Rosaceae
Product: 50S ribosomal protein L7/L12
Exons: 1
Coding region: 43-513 (156 amino acids)
Biological process (GO): translation
Cellular component (GO): ribosome
Molecular function (GO): structural constituent of ribosome
Source: RefSeq, a predicted model, not a curated record